Molecule: messenger RNA, 632 nt
Organism: Mytilus californianus (California mussel)
Lineage: Eukaryota; Metazoa; Mollusca; Bivalvia; Mytilida; Mytilidae
Product: C-type lectin domain family 17, member A-like
Exons: 5
Coding region: 79-597 (172 amino acids)
Source: RefSeq, a predicted model, not a curated record
AUUCCAUAAAACGUGUAGGCUUUUCAUAUGCUCUCCUGACUUGAGACAGGAAGCAUACGUGUAAUUGCUGUUCCAGUCAUGACAAUGAUCGGUUUAGGAGCGCUCGUAUUUUGUUGUCUGUGUGUGUCUUCAACACGCGCUGAUUGUGGAAAUGGUUGGAAAAGUUUCAGGGAUUCUUGCUAUUUGUUUGUUGAUAACGUUAUGGACUGGUAUGACGCACAGGCAGAUUGUGUCAGAAGAGGAGGAUUCUUAGUAGAUAUAGUAGACGCUGGGGAAAACGAAUUUAUACAUUCAAAUCUUCACGAUUACUGGAAUUGGCACCAUAUUGGGCUAACUGACCGUAUGGAUGAAGGUACAUUUAAAUGGGUUACUGGAACCGCCAUGGAAUAUGACAACUUCUGGCCAGGAGAACCUAACAACUCCAGAGGAAAGGAAGACUGUGCAGAAAUGAGAUAUUCUGGACUUUGGAACGAUGUGUCAUGUGAUAAAAAUCAGUACUACAUAUGUGAAAAGGAAGCGUCUGACUCUGGAAAUAUAGAUGGUACGACGACAGUACAGACGAAGACGACAGAAGAGUAUAAUUUUGUAUGGAAAUAAUUCAUUUUAAUAAAAACAUAAAAAGAUGAGGAAAA